Messenger RNA from Vitis riparia (riverbank grape), 1194 nucleotides. RefSeq lists its product as uncharacterized. Bases 172 to 972 code for a protein of 266 amino acids. Lineage: Eukaryota; Viridiplantae; Streptophyta; Magnoliopsida; Vitales; Vitaceae. The record is from RefSeq and is a predicted model, not a curated record. The transcript is spliced from 8 exons.
GUGCCUGUGGCUUUGGUGAAGGAUAAACGGAGAAAGUCCCAACCUCAUGGGAUUUCUACAAACGGCGUCGUUGGGAGCCUCUUUGAAACGCGUCGUUUCGGUUUCACCGUUUGGCCCCGUAGGUCGAUUGAUCAAGUUUUGUGCGUGGCUUGAUCCUAGGCGGAACGGACCAUGGAAACCCUAGACGCAACUUCUUCUUGUUCUUCUUCUGCUUCAAAUCUCCAAAGCCCUAGCUCCAAAACUCCACAACCACCACCUUCUGUCAUCCGCCUAUGGAGACCAGCCGCGCAGCGAAACCUCCGAAACCAGUGGUCGAAAUUAGCUUCCUACAGACAACAAUGGACUUCUACUGCCUCAAAGGGAAGGUCACAUGCCACAGAUCUUGUCAAUUCCUAUCUCUCUCAAAGAUAUAUGCCUCCCAUGGAGUUGGGUGUUCUGAGUGAUAUGCCCAAUAUUAGAAAGAAAGCUUGCAUGAAAUUAUUAAAGCAGCAGGGUCUUCAUGGGAGCAAACUUUUGUCAGCAUACAAGGAUAUGGUAUGCAUACUGAACAUGUGUUAUUGUGUUGGCAUGUCAAUCUUCCCAAACUCAUGUAAGAAAUUAGCAGAGGAACUUGUUCAGAUGUUCAUACUUGAACUAAAUUUGAAGCGGUUGCUUGUAGUGGAGUUACUCUCCAUCAGUUGCGAAGAAGCCUCACAAGACGAUCAAUAUUGUUGGUCAGAUGAGCUGUAUCCUGGGGAAUUUGAUGAUUUGGGUAUAUGCAGCUUGCAUUCAAAAGAAAUUGGCGAGCUUAUUCCCCCAAAAAUAAUAGGUUUUGAAUCUCAUUCGCCUGUUAUACGUUCUAAUCAGCAGCCAGAUCAUGAGAUCUUACAGGUUUACCUUACAACUUGGCUUGCAGAGGUGAACAUUGAUACACAUAGGGUUGAUGAAAUAUUUGCUGCAAUUGGGGAGGAAAUGCACGUUGGCCUUUCAUGAACCUGCCUAUAUGUUAAAAAGGAGAGAAGUGCUACUCCAAUGAAUCCAUCAAAGAUUCUGCAGACCACAAUAGGCUACAAAUUGGGUAGUCCUAUAAUUUAUCUGUAUCUAUAUCAUAAAUGAGCAAAGUCUUGAAAACUAUUUUUUUUCCUGAAAUUUCCUGUUCAUCACUCUUAUGUACGCAUACAUCCUAUUAUUAUUUUAUUGAAUUAAUUUGGAUUA